AUGCCUGUCCAACGUAAGAAGCCCAAGGCUAACGCGGAGCCACGAACGCCUUCAGUUCUUCUCGCAGACUAUCGCACCUGCUGGCUCGUCAAGAGUAAUGCAGCUUCUAUCGACAUCGUGGUCAAGCAAGAGGUUUUUGUUGUGCACAAGAGCGUCCUCACGAAGAGCUCCGAAUACUUCGACACGUGCCUUAACAAGCCCGGCUUCAAGGAAGCCUCCAACAACAAGGUCGUGUUCGACGACAUCGACCCCAAGUACAUGGGAUUUUAUAUUGGUCUGGCUGCCAGCUUCGCGACCAUCGUGCGGCAUACACCACCGAAACCCUUGGCAAACCCUGAGUCACAGCAUCCCAAAAACCACAUGCGAGACUUUGUCGAGGUCUUGAAACUGUGCGAUCGGUUUCUGAGCAGAGAAAUGGGCAAAUUCAUGACCCAGUGUCUCAAGGUAGCGAUUGGGGACGCCCAUCGGACGCUCUUCCGAACCGGGAAUGACAUUACGCUGCAGAAGAUGACCACGCAGGACUUCGCCGACGCAUUCGAAGCCUUGAUUCUGGAGCAUACCGCUCAAAGGGAACUGGGCAACCUCAUGAUCCAAUACUUCUGUGAUGGUGUGAACUACAAGGCUUGGACGCAAAUCUUGGACGCAAUGGUGAAUACGCCGAACUUUGUGGCCCACGUAUCCAAGGGCUUCGCGAGCAAGCUGGCCGACCAGGAUGCUCAUCGUUCAAAGAUCAAGCGCAGAGAGCUCGCCGGCCCGGCGAUUGACUGA
Purpureocillium takamizusanense is the source of this 768-nucleotide messenger RNA. RefSeq lists its product as uncharacterized. The transcript is spliced from 2 exons. Gene Ontology annotation, molecular function: protein binding. Bases 1 to 768 code for a protein of 255 amino acids. NCBI's taxonomy places the organism in Eukaryota, Fungi, Ascomycota, Sordariomycetes, Hypocreales, Ophiocordycipitaceae. The record is from RefSeq and is a predicted model, not a curated record.